Messenger RNA from Talaromyces proteolyticus, 978 nucleotides. RefSeq lists its product as uncharacterized. Bases 1 to 978 code for a protein of 325 amino acids. The transcript has 2 exons. The record is from RefSeq and is a predicted model, not a curated record. NCBI's taxonomy places the organism in Eukaryota, Fungi, Ascomycota, Eurotiomycetes, Eurotiales, Trichocomaceae.
AUGCAGCAAUACAGCACCAUCGUUCUUCUUUUGGCCGCCCUACAUGGCCUACCUGCUUUUGCCGGAGUUCUUCAGAGCAACAUUGAACUAGCCUUUCUUUCCCGAACAUCAGGCCCUGUCUUAAGUCGACGAGAGCCAGUGGCACUUUUCAAUGACAGCGCCUCACCCAACAAGAACUUUGUAUCUCUGAAACAGAGACUGAAAGUGGUUCGAAGUACCACACCUACAAAUUUACCCAACGUCGACGAGGCCGCCUUCAACCAAAGUGUCACCACGGCAUGUGCCAACGCCGUCAAAAACUAUACCAGCGCCGUUAACCCCAGUGGUAUUGUUGCUUGCUACAAUGUUGCCGCCUUCGACAAUUCUACCGGUAUCUUCGAGACUGAUGUCAGGCUCUACCAGAAAUCCGCUGCCUUUGGAGAAUUCCAAGGCAUCGCGGUGUCUGAUUAUUCGAUGUCCUUCUCUAUCCCUGAAGCCACCGUAUCAUCGCCACAGUUAAUGGUUAAUGGCUCCACAUCAAACACGCCAGCUUCCGGUCAGCUUUUAAUGGGGUUUCAAAAUGUGGGCCAAUUAAGCAAGACCAUCCAAUUCUCGAAGCUCACCACCUCCGAUCUCAAAUACCUCAUGGUCCCGGCCAUCACACUCUCUGCCACCACUAAUACCGGCACUGUUGCCAACACGUCCCUGGCAUCAGACAUGAUAUCCUACGUCGCUGGCCAAUUAACCCAAGGUAACGGGGCUCCAACAAACAUCACUACGCCCGAGGCAGUCACAAUGGCAACCGCCAUCGCCGCCUCUGCAUCUGUCUUUGUUUUGCCAGGCACAAAUAUCAUGGUGGCCCCUGUGGGUCUGAUAAUUACAUGCAUCUGGUCUGGACUGCUUAUUGCCGCUGUCGGUGCUGGGACGAUCGGCCGAUUUCAGUAUCGCAUGCAAUAUCGCCGUGCCCAACCUGGCGAGACCUCCGCCUUUGGAAAAUAG